Molecule: messenger RNA, 2761 nt
Organism: Mya arenaria
Lineage: Eukaryota; Metazoa; Mollusca; Bivalvia; Myida; Myidae
Product: keratin, type I cytoskeletal 10-like
Exons: 6
Coding region: 301-1674 (457 amino acids)
Source: RefSeq, a predicted model, not a curated record
AAAAUGUUAACUGUGCCAAGUUUAGGACUAAAAUCCAUGAAGAAGUUAUGUACACAUAUGUGUUGUCUGCGUCGAUGUACAUGUAUAUGAGAUAAGCAAGAUAUUUAAUAUAUUUACCUGCAAUUGAUAAUUGAAACGAUCUUGCCAUCCGUAAGUGAGAAAUCGAUUAUCGCUUGAGAAUUUCUUGAUAUUGGACACAAAUUACAUGGAAUAUUAUGAACAAACCAAACAAUGGGUAUGAAUGAAUAACGGAACUACCAGAGUGACACAGCAAAUUUGGUGACGUCGCAAAGUGACGUCAUGGCGACGCCGACGGCGGAAGUUAAGCGAGUCCGUUUCUCGGUUGAGGAGGACAGGGAUUCGCAUAACAGCGAUGAGGCGUUCGAAGGACAGUGGGACUUCUUAAAGUAUUUACUGACCUUACGAGAAGAAAUCAAUGUUAACAGCGUCGUAGACUCGCUCGUGCAGAAAGGCGUGAUUAGUGCAGACGCUGGAAGUGACGUCAUGCGACAGGGCACGCCACGUGCACAGGUGGAGCUGUGUGUACAGGAAGUGAUGAAGGGAAGCGGGCCGGCGUACCGCAGCCUUUGCGAGACGCUGCAAGAGCACGGCUACACCAACAUCGUGGACGCUCUGAAGGGGGACGCAAAUUUAUCGUCGAUCGUACCAGAGUUUUCCGACGUCCACGGAAAUACCACCCCCCGGCUGUUACGGGAGCAUUGGUCUCAGCGUGACUCGGUAGUGGACGGGUUCAGCGUGCAGGGGAAGAAGAUGGCCCUCAGCGCCCUCUCCAGGGACGCCAAAGCCUCCCAGCGAGAAUUCUCCGUUAUUGUUGAACGCCAACAAGAACUGGAGAAGCAACUCGUCCAGGUGAUGAAGUCCCUGGACCGUGCUAAGGACAUGUUGAUAGCCGAGCGGCAGGAGAAGCUUGGUCUCCGGGAGCAGCUGCGGAGCCGCGACGAGGAGCUAGUUGCCAUGCAGCGGAAGUACCUCGAGCUGCAGAAAGCCAUGUCCUCACUCAGAGAAACCAACAAUAAAUAUACGGAAAAGGUGACGCGAUUGCAGAUUGAGAACGAGCAGUUACGGAAGGGCGUGCGGGAGCGCCACGAGCUGGAGAGCGAGUUGAGGGAACGGAACGGCGAGCUGGGGCGGCUCAGAGAUCAGCUGACCGAACAGGAAGCCAAGAUGAGGUCACAGGAGGAGAAAAUUGUCAGCAAGCUGGCCAUGAUCGAACGUGUGGUUGGAGAACAUAAGACUCUAGUUGACGGACAAGAGAAGUUGACAAAGAAAAUAAAUCUACAGGCGAAUGACAUCAUCCAGUUACAUGAAGAAAAAGACGAGGCGGCUUCACAGAUGGCGGCCCAACAGCGGCAGCUCAAUUUUCAGCAGGCACAGAUAGGGAUGAUUCAAGAGCAGAUGCAGCGGCUUGAGGGCAGCCUUGGCGGCGGAGGCGGUGGCGGCGGUGCCGGAGGAACGUAUGGUGGCUCCUCCUCCCGCGCAGAGAGCCUACCGCCACUCCCCUCUACCCCCGGGAACGAUGGCCGUAACAGCCGGUAUAUACACGCACUCUCCAAAAGCAUGAACCUAAACAGACCUUUUAAUCCCUACGGAAAGUUGGAAAAUUCUAAAAACAUGUUGUGGCGGGGUGAUUCGUCGGGGAAAAAGGGGAAAUGAUCUUAUGAAACUAUAUUAUAUGGAUUUAAUAUUUUAUCACUUUAUAAAUGUAGGGUGGUUUUAAUAUCGUUUUGAAUGUGUUCAUUCUAACACAUGCAUUCACUUCAAAUGUUGUUUGUUUUGGGAAAAACUGGUAAAAUAAUUAAUAUGUAAAACGAUUCACGUUCCAAAGGAUAAUGAAUUUUAUUUUAUAACUAUAACAUGCUUCAUUUAUUUAAAUUAUCAGUCGUAUAGUAUGUGAGUAAGAGACAUUUCAAUUCUAUUUAUACUAAUACGACAGUUUUGCACAGAUUUUUAAUAUUAAAAUGACUAGUACCAAGGGACAUCCAAACAUGAAAUAAUUAAGUUUUUUUUUUGUUUGUGCAAGAAACUAUUUUGAACCAGAACAAUUAAUUUGCAAUGCGCAUACGUUAUGGAUGAUUAAUCAGGGGCAUUCUCUAUUUGUUUGGUAUUGUCUGCGUAUAGUCAUUUUAAAUCGAUUCAUGCGGAGACAUGUUGCGCACCAUUCGGAACUCCUCGGCAAUUUUCUAUCGUUUGCGAUAGAAAAUGGCCGAGGAAUUCCGAAUGAUUGCUCGCAUAGAUUCCCACAAUAGAAGCCGCUGUGGGUUUUUUUCAUGAGUUCUUUACGUACACGUGUUAAAAAGGAUAACGUUACAUCAUAUUUGUAUAGGAAAUUUGACAGCUCUAAGCGAAAAUAAGAGCUGUACAAGUGUUAUGAACUUUGAACAUUCACAAACACAAAAACAUGCCUAUGACGUUAGCAUGGCAAGUUGCAUACAUGUCUAAACAUUGACCGUGAGACAGUAGACUAGCUAGGUUCCUCCAAAACCUAUACAAUGUCCAAUGAAACAGUAUCAUUCUAAUUCGCAUAAUUUAUUGUUACCAUAAAUUAUAUUGAAUGCAGAACUUUGUCGUUUUCUAUUAUACUACUUAGUAGUCCGUAUAUGGGCACAUACUUAAUGUCACCAUUAUAUCAUCGACAUCACAUACUAGUAACAUUAUAAAAUUACUUAAUUUCUAGUUUUAAUCAAAAGAUAAAGAAAAUCACACAUAAAGUGUUCAGUUCUAAUCGUAUACAGCUUAGCAG